This is a messenger RNA of Rhizophagus irregularis DAOM 181602=DAOM 197198, 312 nucleotides long. RefSeq lists its product as uncharacterized. NCBI's taxonomy places the organism in Eukaryota, Fungi, Glomeromycota, Glomeromycetes, Glomerales, Glomeraceae. The record is from RefSeq and is a predicted model, not a curated record.
AUGUUAAUUGCUUGGGAUCUGUUAACAAAUCAAUUAAAGAAGGAUAUUAAAGUGGAUAAAAAGUUAAUUCCUACUUAUCAUCCUUAUAAUUCAAACAGGAUUCCAACAAGAGAAGCGGUUGAAGAAUUUGACGCUAACGAUAGGAAGGUGGUGACUCAUCUUGCUAAAGAUGAUAAGAUGAAGGGAGCAAUUUCAAUGCUUUCAACAACAGAUUCCUUCGUCGAAAAUUCAAGAAUUUGCAUGAUCGCGACAACACCAAACAUUUCGAAUAUUAGACACACAUUAAAUACUUUGAGAUAUGCUGACAGGUAA